This is a messenger RNA of Camponotus floridanus (Florida carpenter ant), 1405 nucleotides long. RefSeq names its product odorant receptor 13a-like. Gene Ontology annotation, molecular function: olfactory receptor activity; odorant binding. NCBI's taxonomy places the organism in Eukaryota, Metazoa, Arthropoda, Insecta, Hymenoptera, Formicidae. The record is from RefSeq and is a predicted model, not a curated record. Gene Ontology annotation, biological process: sensory perception of smell; detection of chemical stimulus involved in sensory perception of smell. The transcript is spliced from 7 exons. Gene Ontology annotation, cellular component: plasma membrane. Bases 69 to 1256 code for a protein of 395 amino acids.
UCAAAGCGCUUUCGUAUGAUCGCGAAAAACGAUGCAGUCUAACGAUAAUUUUUAUUCAGUGAACAUCGAUGAAUUUUAACAAAGAAUUGCAUUACGCUUUUACAUUGAGCCGUCAAUGUAUGCGGAUAGUAGGUAUAUGGCCCGAUUUAGAUGUCCCUUUGAAUGUUUGUCGCCGGCCAAAAAUAGCAUUUAUCUUUGCCACAUGUAUUAUGACUCUUUAUGUACUCAUCCCGCAAGUACUAAAUCUGCUUCGAACUUCGGGCAAGUCGGUGAGUCAAAUGGUGGAACUCUUUGUUGCCCCUAAUAUCACUUUUAUGGCAAUAUGCAAGCUGAUUAUUACUAAAUAUCAUGGUGACAAGCUUCGAAUACUAAUAGCAUCAAGUAUGACUGAUUUGAUGACUUCGAAAAACAAUUGGGAACGAAACACAAUGUUGAACCUAGUAAGAACUGGUAGAAAGAUAUCCAUUACAUAUUUCGUGAUUGCAAUAGCCAUAAUCAUAUUUGCUUGUUAUAUACGUCUUGAGAAUGUUUUUCAAAACAUUCACCAGCCUCGACGAUACCUUGUCUACCGGUUUGAUUACAUUCAAAAGAGUCCAAAUUAUGAAAUCACCUGUUUUAUUCAAAUCUGCGGUGCUAUAUAUGCAAUUUUCGGCAACUAUAGUGUCGAUAGCUUCAUCUCGAUAUUACUUUUGCAUAUAUGUGCACAAUUAAUAAAUCUACGAACUGCGCUCAACAAUUUGAUCAAUAAAUUAAACAACAAACCUAUAUCUUCUUCAAAAUUUAAAAAAGGCCUAGCAGCAAUCAUUGUACGACACGAGUAUCUAAUAAGGAAUGUAAAAACAAUUAAUGAUUGCUACAGCUCAGUAUUAUGUAUACAUGUGCUAUGCGGUUCUUUUCAAUUAUGUCUUGUAGCUUUUCAGACUUCCACGAUGAUAGCAGAUAAUUCGAAUGUUCAUCUUAUUAAAAUAAUUUUUCUCGCUAUAUAUAUUUCCUUCAUUUUGACACAAUUAUAUGUUUAUUGUUAUGCUGCUGAAAGACUCUUAAUGGAGAGUACUAAUAUGGCGUUCGGUAUGUAUGAAUGCAAAUGGUACAAUAUACCGGCAAAAGAUGCGAAAGACUUGAUGUUGAUCGUAUAUCAAUCUGCGAUUUCGCUUAAAUUGACUGCUGGAAUAUUUGGAAAUUUUUCGAUGGAAUUGUUCGGAAUAGCAAUAAAAACAACAAUGGGAUAUUUAUCUGCGUUACUAACAAUAGCAUAACAAUAAGAGAAUAAAGGAAAUCAUUCGAAUUAAUGUUGUAUAACCGACUACAUAAAUUUUCGAAUAAUGUUAUUAAUAGAUAUACAUAUAUUGUCCUCCCUCGCCCCCUGAAUGCUGACAUCAUUUUUAGUAUAAAUAAAUAUACAUUU